Cladophialophora immunda is the source of this 3885-nucleotide messenger RNA. RefSeq lists its product as uncharacterized. Gene Ontology annotation, cellular component: membrane. The transcript has a single exon. The coding region runs from base 139 to 3582 and encodes 1147 amino acids. NCBI's taxonomy places the organism in Eukaryota, Fungi, Ascomycota, Eurotiomycetes, Chaetothyriales, Herpotrichiellaceae. Gene Ontology annotation, molecular function: ABC-type transporter activity; ATP binding; ATP hydrolysis activity. The record is from RefSeq and is a predicted model, not a curated record. Gene Ontology annotation, biological process: transmembrane transport.
CUCCAUCAGGCCCUGCCUGCCCGCCUUGGUGUCCAGGCAGACACCGCUGCCUUCACUAGCGCUUCACCUACACCUCUGGCCGUUCGAAUUUUCUUCCUUCUCUUCCUCUACUACACGACCGCAAGCGAAAUAGCAAACAUGGUACCUUACGCGCUAUCUCCAACUGGAGACCCUCUCGUUUUGAGGGUGUUUCAGGUCCUUACCGUCAUCGCGCCCUCUACCUUCUUCGCCGUUGCCACGAUCGCCGACUCGGUCUCCGGAACUCAAGAAUCGAAAUGUGGGAACCUACGCAAGUUUCAGUUGGGCUUAGCUUGUAUCGCUACCUCGCUGUCUUCCGCGGAAGCAGUGAUCUAUCUGAAGAGAUCUGACCCGUAUCAAAUAUCAGACCCGGACGCAGUCUACGCGCUCUUCCUUACUUUAGUCUGGAUUGUCCUCUUGCUAAGUCUUAUUGGGAACUCUACCAUCACAUCAUAUCCUCAUCUUGGAACUUGGGCAAUUCUGCUUGUCUGCCAAGGGACGGUCUUUGCACUCUCGCUCCCUGGAACGUCCUCCGAGGACAAGCAGCUACUCGCACGCUCCCUUCUUCGAGGGUUUCAACUAGCAGUCGAGGUUGGGCUUCUUGGAAACAGUCUCCUUGCUCAAUUCAUACUACGGAAGGAAAACAAAGGACAUGAAGAUGAAUCCCAACCGCUUCUGGGCAAUGAGUCGUCUCCGAACAGCUCAGACUUACAAGGGGCAGCCCAAGAACCAAACGAGGAAGAAACAGACAGACUGCGCAUUCGAAACAGACCAUUCUGGCUGUAUCUUGCCUCUUUCAAGCUCUUUGUACCAUACAUGUACCCGAGGUCUUCAAAAUUGCAGCUUUACUUUGGGGGGAUGUGCAUCACCAAUGCUUUGACAAGGGUUGUCACAAUUGCCCUGCCUCUCAGUCUAGGCAUUGUCAUCAAUGGUCUCGGGGAAGUGAUACCUUGGAAAGCACUUGCCCUCUACGUGCUGCUCAGAUUCUUGUUGUCACACGCGGGCUUCCCGCUCGUUGAAACCUGGCUAUCUUGGAGGGUGACCACCGACUUGGUAGUCGCCUUGCAGCGCCAUUGUUACGGUCACAUCAUGAAUCUGUCAGCCGACUUCCACGAUUCCAAGAGAUCCUCGAUCAUCUGGCAGACGAUGCAUCAAGGACAAGAUGUGAUUGACUUGUUGCAUGACGUUAUGUUUCAAUUCUUGCCGACAAUAAUCGAUUUGGCUUCAGCAGCCGUGGUCCUCACAUGUCUCUUCGGACUUUACAUGACCUUCAUCAUUGCAUCAAUGGUUGUCAUAUUCUACUGGCUGACCUUCAAGGCGCUCGUCCAGAAGAGAGCGAUGCGUCGGUCUUGGCUCGAUGCAUAUCACGAGCAGUAUUACCAGAUGAGCGAAUCCACCCUGAACUGGUCGACAGUAUGCCAGUUCGGACGCAUCCCCUACGAGAUUCAGAAGUAUCGAGAGAAAGGCGACAUUACUCGGAACAGAAUGCUCCUUUGGUGGUUCUAUGAGUUCUGGACUAGGGGUCUGCGCCACCUGGUACCGUGCAUCUGCUUUGUUGCCGCAUGCAGUGUGGCCGCCCUGCAGAUCGUACACCGCCAGCAUAAAAUUGGUGAUUUCGUGGUCUUGAUCACAUAUUGGGCACAACUUACUGGACCACUAGCCACCCUGGCAGGCGAGUUGUCAAGAGUGGCUGAAAAGCUCGUCAACGCCGAGAAGCUGGUGGUGAUACUGGAAAAGCAGCCACGCAUCCAGGACUUGCCGGAUGCUCGACCCUUCGUGUUCCUUGAGGGGGCUGUCCAAUUCGAGAAUGUUUCUUUUUCUUAUGACGGCAAACGACAAGUGACCAAAGGGACUACCUUCCGGGCCUCCCCCGGGAAGACUGUGGCUUUAGUUGGACAGACCGGGGGCGGCAAGAGUACCAUUUUGAAACUCCUUUUCCGGUUCUACGACGUUGACCAAGGCCGCAUUCUGAUUGAUGGCCAAGACAUCAGACACAUCAAGAUGGAAACCUUCCGAAGACACAUUGCCAUGGUUCCUCAGAAUCCUGUGGUAUUCAACAUGUCGGUGCUGGAAAACGUCAGAUACCCUGAUAUUGACUGUACGGACGAAGAGGCUAUUGAAGCGUGUAAGGCAGCAGAACUACACGACAAGAUUAUGUCGUUUACACAUGGUUAUGAAGAAAAGGUGGGCGAGCGUGGCACCAAGCUCUCGGGUGGCGAGCUCCAGCGCCUUGCAAUUGCACGAGCGAUCCUCAAAAAGGCGGACAUUCUGCUAUUGGAUGAAGCCACUAGCAGCGUCGACAGCAUCACGGAGAAGAAGAUUCACCGCAGUAUCCGCCAACUAUGUGCAGGCAAGACCGCGUUUGUGAUUGCACACCGUCUCUCUACAGUCCUGCAUGCCGAUCAUAUUCUCGUCAUUGAAGACGGCCACAUUGCCGAGUCUGGCACACAUGAUGCUUUGAUCAAGCAGAACGGUGCUUACAACGAACUCUGGCGUAGCCAACUUCGCCUGCAAGCUGAGGAGAGCGAAUCGAGGUCCCGGUCUCGCUCCCCACAAAAAACAGAUGCACUGGUCCUGAUCAACGAUAUGGGUGCCGGUCAGCAAGAGACCCAAACGCUGGUCAAGAGUAUAAGCAGAGGAAGCAAGAGCGAGGGGGCAGAGAGACAAGAUGCUGAGCCCACCCGCGAACCAUUGAGCAUCCAAGAACAUCAGCAUCGAAGUCAUCAAGCAUCGCAUAAUGCUGUAGAGUCGCGAGACAAGACGAACGCCAAAUCGCUUGCCCGUGCGCUGGGUAGGAGACUGUCCCGCUCAAAGUCGCCGGGGAAAAGUGGAUCGUCAGAGUCCAGUCUGAACCCUGAUGCUCAAACGUUCAGACCUCGACGACUCCACGAUGGUAACCACAGCACAAGUUUCUCACCUGGCCAGCCCCGGACUGCGACGGAAAAUCAUCUGGGAAACUCCAUCGGCGGGUUCUCCGCCCACAGCAGACUUGAGACGAGUCUUUCCAACCAGGAGAAUAAUGUCAAGUGGUCUGCAGUGAAAAGUAUUCGGGAUUCACCGGAUGUUGUUCAGGAACGGUGGUCACCAUUGCUUUUUCCGCUGAAGCGAAAGUGGGCGGGUCAAGGUCGCGAGGCUUUGGAAAGCAGCGGAGAACACUCCGUCGAUAACACAGAAGAGUUACUUAAGAUGAGCGACGGUUUCCAUGCCGUGAGCCACGACUUCAAGAUUGACCGACCAGGACUGGAGGACACCGGAGCACUACCAGGAAGCGCUCGCCGGCGGUUGACUGCAAGCGAGCCCUUUCCGCAGAGCAUCGAUGCCGAGGAAGACUCGGACGACUCAUCAGCAGACGCGCAUGUUCUGCAGUCGGCGAAAUUUUCGAGGCUGCCACAACCUCCAUACCGAAGAAGUGUCUCAGCUGUGGAAAGAAAUGCAGGACAGGCCAGGGAAGAGGAAGUGACCGAGGGCAACGAGGCCGCAGUAUCGGUUGACACGACAGCGACGAGCCCGGCUAUUCUGACUCCAACAUCGCAUCUGAAGGUUCCUGCCAACUCUCCUGCAUAGGAAGACCUUUGGCGGUCCUACGUUCUAUUGCCAUGGAGGCUUCGACACUGCAUUUUUAAGACUCUUGACAGCAUCGAGAGCGCUUCAUGGCGGACAAGAAGAGGAGGUAUUCGAUAGCCAAUCUUGCAGAGAGAAACAUGAAGUACUUCGGGGUCUUUACGACGAACAUUGUGGGCCUUAUGGCGAUGGAUAGUUCUAUUCAAUUACACGUAUCAAGACCGUCAACCAGGCAGCAAUAAGGCAGUUUCGAUACAUAGACGUGAUUUGACGCCCUGUGGCAUCUGGCGGCGUCUUGCAUGCGCC